AUGACUAGCAGGGACCAUGGCCUCGCUGACCCUGAAGCGAUCCAGGAGAAGGGGUCGGUCACCCACGAGGAAGCCGUCCAUAGGGCGACCCUGACUCAAGAGGAGAAAAUUCUUGAACGCAAAUUGCGACGUAAAAUUGACACAUUGAUUAUGCCCCUGGUGGUUCUGGUAUAUCUGCUUAAUUAUAUCGAUCGUAAUAACUACGCCGCAGCCAAGCUUCAAGGUAUCAAAGAUGAACUACAUCUAACGGAUACCGAAUACCAAACGGGCUUGUCGAUCCUUUUUGUCGCCUACAUUCUUAUGCAAGUCCCAAGUAAUCUGAUCCUCAAUUAUAUGGGUCGGCCUUCCCUUUAUUUGGGGUUCUUCGUUACAGCUUGGGGUCUUGUAUCUGCUCUGACGAGCCAAGUUAAGGGCUACGGAGGAAUUGUUGCAUGUCGCUUCCUUCUGGGACUUGUCGAGGCACCGUUUUUCGCCGGCGUCCUCUUUUAUCUCUCCAAAUGGUAUACCAAGAAAGAACUCGCGUUCCGAAUGAGUAUCUUCUACUCCGGAUCACUACUUAGCGGUGCAUUCGGUAAUCUUAUUGCCGCCGGAAUCCUCAGCGGUUUGAAGGGAAAGCGUGGAAUGUCUGCGUGGCAAUGGCUAUAUAUCAUUGAGGGAUCUAUCACUGUCUGCGUUGGAAUUUUGAUCUGUUUCAUUCUUCCUGACUUCCCUGAGACAUGGAAGCUUUUGUCUCCUGAAAUGCGCCGUGUGGCCGAGAGACGUCUUGCAGUGGAAGCAGCCGAGGCCGACGUAGACGAAGAAGGUGGCAUGAGCCAGAUGAAGGGUCUGAAGCUGGCAAUGACGGAUAUCAAGACUUACGUCCUGGCUCUCGCCUACAUGUGUAUUACAGGAGCGGCCGGAUUCCAGAACUUCUUCCCAACCCUCGCCGGAACUCUCGGUUACAACAACACCGUUUCAUUGCUGCUUGUAGCACCACCAUACAUCUUCAUGGUCUUUUACAGUCUCGCGCACUCCUGGGUCUCAGACAAGAUGGAAGUCCGAUUCUGGUUUUUAUUCUACCCGAUUCCUAUCACCAUUGUCGGUUUUGUUGUGUUUAUGACAACAGACGGGUUUGGUCCUCGUUACUUCUCCAUGUUUUUGAUGGUGUUUGUCUUUGCCCAGAACGGCACGCUCUAUUCCUGGAUUGCGAAUGCUAUUCCGCGCCCACCCGCCAAACGUGCUGCAGCCUAUGCCUUUAUCAACUCGAUCGGCAACUCGGCUAGUAUAUGGACGCCUUAUACUUAUGUUCAAGGCGAAUGGCCACAUUAUAAAACGGCCAUGGCGGUCUGUAUUGGCCUUCAGGGGAUUGGAGCUCUCUGUGGCAUCUUCAUGUAUGUCCACCUGCGCAUGCUCAAUAAGCGACAGGAGCGCUUGGAGAAUGAAGACUACCAACUCACCGAUAGAGAGCUUGGCCGGUUGCAAAUUACCGCGGACUUCGAGGGUAUUGACAUUGCAGCUGCACGACAAUUGCAGAAGGGCUUUAGAUACACACUUUAG
Molecule: messenger RNA, 1536 nt
Organism: Penicillium angulare
Lineage: Eukaryota; Fungi; Ascomycota; Eurotiomycetes; Eurotiales; Aspergillaceae
Product: putative MFS transporter
Exons: 3
Coding region: 1-1536 (511 amino acids)
Biological process (GO): transmembrane transport
Cellular component (GO): membrane
Molecular function (GO): transmembrane transporter activity
Source: RefSeq, a predicted model, not a curated record